Messenger RNA from Mycosarcoma maydis (corn smut), 900 nucleotides. RefSeq lists its product as uncharacterized. Bases 1 to 900 code for a protein of 299 amino acids. The transcript has 2 exons. NCBI's taxonomy places the organism in Eukaryota, Fungi, Basidiomycota, Ustilaginomycetes, Ustilaginales. The record is from RefSeq and is a predicted model, not a curated record.
AUGAAGUUGCUCCUUACCUUGUCGGCACUCGCGUUGCUACUGCAACUGGUUGCAGCGGCUCCCUUGACUCAAAUCCAGCAACCUCAAUUCCUGCAGGUCAAACGAGGUGCAACUACACUUGCAACUAUCGGCAAAGCAUAUCACGCAGUGCCCAGCAUCAAGAGACGCGGGGAAGAACAAGCUGGCAAGGUCGCGCAGAUUAUUCAGAAAUGGUCGGGCCAAGCUAGCGAAGCUGGGCGCACACAGUGGGCUAGGAUCAAAGAAGCAGUGUCGAGAAACAGGGGUGCAGCGCCUGCGGCCGAAACAGUAUAUCAAAGACCUCCAGAAGCCGGCUUUGUACAAGUACACGAAAUCGAGCAAGGGGAACAUGCAGCUGCGCAUGCUGGACCCGGCUCGCCUGAUCGCGUUCGAAUCCUGGAGCCCGUUUCUCCGGAACCCCGUCUUCCCACUGGAAGUGAUGCAAACCUAGAGCAUGCGCAUGGUGGGCAGGCACGGUACAGCCGUGAGUCUUCAAGCAUGAGAGAUCACGAAGGUGGUGCCUCUGACCGGCUUGAUGCUGCAGAGCAUCAUAUUCAGCUGCUUAGCUUACAGGGAGGAGAGCUUGCUAAACAUCUCGCGGCAACCAAGCAGAGUGCCAAGUCAGCCAAGACGCUCGGAUACGCUGCGCUUGCAAGUGGCGCACUAGUGGGGGCCACUGAUCUUGUGUAUCAGAAGAUGUCGAGCGAACGUAUCAAGGAGGAUGGGGAACACAUCAACUCUCUGCAACAAGAAGUUAAUCGCCUUAAGGCUCUCAAUAGCCAACGGGUGCCAGACUCGGGGAACGGCUCUCAGUUUACCCCUCUAGGUGCUGCUGCAAGCCCUGGGCAGGCUGCUGGUGGUGGAAACGGAGGGCUCGUCUAA